Molecule: messenger RNA, 2057 nt
Organism: Anopheles cruzii
Lineage: Eukaryota; Metazoa; Arthropoda; Insecta; Diptera; Culicidae
Gene: Pino
Product: protein pinocchio
Exons: 4
Coding region: 1-912 (303 amino acids)
Source: RefSeq, a predicted model, not a curated record
AUGAAACCAUAUGAUAAUACGGCCGCCAUCGGUCCGCGUCACAUUGUCAGCGAAUGGGAGGAUAACGUUGUGUUCGAUGCAGAUGAUCCCGACUUUAGCAGUGGCGGUGGGGCACCUCCGGCAACAACCGCGGUGCUGGUUCGGUCGAUCGGGUCACAGCAGAUGGUGAAGGUGCCACCGAACCUGCCACGCUCGGUCACGACCUACUACGGGCUUAGCUCCGCGGCCACGGUGGUAUCGAAUUUGAACCACCUCAUGAAGGUAACGUCAAGUGCGAAGUUAUCAGCGAUCAGCAACAGCAGCGGUAUGUCGGUUGCCAGUGUACAAGCACCCCAUCUGGCCGAUUUGUGCAGCUCGUUGAGCCGUACCAGCCUGAGCAUGUCCUCGUCGCUGUCGGACCUGGUCAAUAACAGUCCGUCGCUCGGGGCCGUCUUUGACUUUCACUCCUCGGACGCGGUGCUGACGAUCGAGGAGCUACGGGAGCAGCUCGGUUCGUGCUAUACGUGCGGCGUGUCCUGGACCGGGGAUCAGGUGUCGCUCGAUUGCACCGAGUGCGGCGGCUACAGUCUCGAACGGCCCUGUCUUAUCUGCGAAGGUAUCUGUGGUCAGCUGUGGAAGCGUGAUUUCACCAUGAGCCACGCUUGCGGGAAAUCACGCUGGCAGGGAGUGUGCACCAAGUUCCCGGCCCCGAUGAUUCAGCUGCAAUCGUCAGCACCGCUCAGCAGUUGCGCCAGCUUCGGUAGCCACCACCAGCUAUCGGCCGCUUGUGUUGCCGCCGGUACCACCGGUAGUGCGGCCCCGGUCAGCACGUGCCACUCGUCGGUUGCUGCUUCCGUUGCCAGCCAGCAACACUUCCUGCAGCAGGAACUGUGUGCGCGGUUAGAGAAGCUUUCGACCAAUGCGCACUCGUAAGCGCACGUCGGAAGGGCGCUUAAUGGUUCUUUUGGUUUCGUUUCACUUUUUUUUGCCCCAAAACGCACCCGUAAGGCUCCUCCAGAGAAGUCACAAAAUAGGUGUUGCGGUUAGUAGAACGGUGUAGAACCUCUUUCGUGCGUUGCGUGCGCUUGUGCGCGCUCACUGUAUUACGCCGCCAUAAGUUCCUACCCCGUUGAGGUGACUAUAAACCACACGCCACGAGAUAAGUAACACGAAGAUGCGUGCACAGUUGUUGCCAAAACAUAGGAAAGAGAGUCUGCAUAAUGCUGCCGACAACAUCGUAACUUGAGACUGCGAACUGAGACACGAACCAGCAUUUGGCUCUGCGUAGGGUGCACCACAUUUUGUUAGCUUUAGGCCCUUUUUUGAUAUGAUUUCAUUAUUACCCGAGGAGGUAGCUGUUCCUCGUCGGUUCGCUUCGCAGCGAGGCUUCACUUUCUGUUUCUCAAACGCUUUCUCAGCCUCGCAUUGCUGAGCCUGGGUCAACCGCGGCGGACCGUACCGUAGUAGUAAAUGUGAUAAGAUUCGCACGCCAGCAAGUGUGCGAGCUUUUACUAAAGCGAACAAGGAAACGGAGAGCACACAUGAAGCCGAGGCCCCGCGGAGCAUGUGGAACAAUCCGGAGAACGGAAGGAGAGAUGUUUUUCUGUGAAAAACAUGACAUUUAUAGUGGUAGGCAAACGUAGCACGUAAAAACCCGUAGAAAAAAAAAACGGCGGCCAACGUUACACGUUAGAUGAAUGUAUACGUAUUUGUUGACACCAGCUUCGGACGUACAAUUCAAAACAUUUUUCCAAAAGGCCAAAAACUCGGUUCGAUCUGAUACGUUACAGUGUGUUUCUGGCGGUGUUCCGCUGGUUACGACACUGGGCCCAGAAGUGGAUCUAAAUUUAUGAUAUUAAACCGUACGAAAACUAGCGAUUAGCGUGUGGCGAAAUCGUAAGAGUGCAUAUAGCUUAGGCGGAGAACGGGCAGGUGUUUUGUGUUUCGUGUAUUUACGGUCUGCCAAUCGAAUGGGGCCCGGCCACCGUGGCUGGGUCUAUUGGACGCAAACCGGUAGCUUAAUUAGCGAUGUAAGACAAGUAAACCGAAAAAAUUAAAUAAAAUUAAGGAAAUUAUUA